This is a messenger RNA of Musca domestica (house fly), 6520 nucleotides long. RefSeq lists its product as uncharacterized. The transcript is spliced from 7 exons. The record is from RefSeq and is a predicted model, not a curated record. NCBI's taxonomy places the organism in Eukaryota, Metazoa, Arthropoda, Insecta, Diptera, Muscidae. Bases 721 to 3696 code for a protein of 991 amino acids.
AAUUUAGUGAGAGCUGAUCGAAGAAAUAAAUAUCAAUGAGAAUGGCUAUCUGGCAGAUAAACAAGUUCAACAGAGACACAAUUUAGUAUUCAUUUAACGGCGAAGGCGAUCGUAUCGUGUGGAGUGGAAACUUGUUGAUGUCAUCGGUGUCAGUGAAGAAAAAAGCAAAAAAAUGAAUGGCAAAUGAAAAUAAAAAAAGGAAAAAUCAACAGCACGGCUGCGACGAUUUGUGUUUGAAAGUGCGUUUUGCCAAAUACAUGUUGUUCUUUGAGAAAAUUCGAAACUUGAAAAAUCACGAAAAGUAAUUAAUGUUUGUUUUUUUUUAAGAAAAAAUAAUUUAUAUUUUUUAAUUUACGUUAAAGUCAAAGAGAAAGUCUUAAUCUUCGUUUAACGAGCAAAACAAAUGAAGUUACGUGCUGGCGGUUAUGCCAUAUGUUCGAUAAGUUAAUUGGCCUGUUCGAAACAAAAAAAUUAAAACCAAUUUUGUGUUAAAAAAAUAAUUACCAAAAAAAUUAAAAAAAAAAACAAAAAUUCGAAAAAUAAAAAAUGAAAUUAUUACAAAUGAUUGUAAAGUGAAGUGUUCCUUGUCCCAACAACAGCAACAAAAAUAAUAUUAAUUACCAAAGAUAUCUGAAGAAGGAAAAAGUCUGUCUCAAAUAUUUCAUAAUUUUAUUAAAUUCACACCAACACCAAUACUCAACGUCGUACAGAAUAAAUAAAAUGAUCCGUCCUCAGAAAUUAUCAUUUUCUCCACAAACAAAAACAACAACAACAACAAUGUGGGUCAUUGUCCAGUUUUGUUUGUUGUUCUUAGCGACAACAAUUCCCCCCGCUUACUGUGAUAAAGAUUUUACAACAACAACAACACCCAGCCAUGGAAUAAAUAACAACAACAUCAGCAACAACGAUAAACUCUUACAUCGAGUUGCCCGCUUGACCAAAGUCGACUAUUCACUGCUCAAAGAUGAAACGAAUCGAACCAACAGCAACAACCCCAUCAUAGCUGGCAGUGGCGGUGCUGCUGCGAUUCCAUAUCCCUACAGUGCUCCGCCGGGCGGCUAUUUAGCCUCCAACGGCCUGCGCACCCUACUCAAACCCCAAAAAUUCUAUACGAAACAACAGCGCUUUUCUUCCGAUAAGAAAAAUCCCAAUCUGGUUAGCCUGAAUCUAGUCACGGAGCCGCGCAAGAAUAUCUGCGAUGGCCAUUGCCAGUGCGAGAAGCAGAACUCCUUUACAACGGUCACAUGUGAUUUUAAGAAAAAUCCAAAGUUAAGCUCCACCUUCGACAAGACAUUUAAAAUGCCCGAAUUGGCCAAGAUAUUGGUGGUCAAACUCGGGCCAAGAACGCAGUUUAAUCUGCGCGAGGGAUUCUUUCACAACGACACCAUUAAUCGUUUCAUUGUUGAGGGCAAUAUGGAGGAACCGGAGAAGGUGGAAAUCGGAACGGAUGCAUUUCGUGGCAACAAUGGACCAUUCCCAGAGAUCGUAUUUAGCAAUGUAUUUACCAUUGUCAUACUGCAGAGGGCAUUUCGACAAAAGGCUUCGGAAAGCUGCAAACUAAAUGUUACAAAUAGCAACAAUGUUUUGUUAUUUGAGAAUGCAUUUGAAAACACUCAAAUCCGUGGCACUUUUGUGGGCAUCAAAGAUUUGCGGAUUGCGGAAAAGGCCUUCAGCUCCGCCCAGGCGAAGCUGCACAUUGAGUCUUCCCACAUCGAUAAUCUGUAUCGCUUUGAUGCUUCAAUACGUGAAAUUAAAUUCGUCAAGUGCAGCAUUGGCACCAUUAAUCCGGGUGCCUUUGAUGUCAAUCAAAUUAAUUCGAUAAUAUUUGAAUCCUGUCGCAUCGAUGCCAUCAAAUCGAGAGCCAUAACCGAGAAGCUCUUAAGCGAACAUGUCUCGAUAACGGGUGCCACCAUUGGCAUUAUCGAAAGAGAUGCAAUUUAUGGCAGUGGCAUAAAGGAAUUGAAAAUUAGCAACAACAAAAUUGAUUACAUUUACGAGAACGCAAUUUACGUGACAUCGAUCUACGUGACCAUCACCGAUAAUCACAUCAAACACCUGGGCAGCAAUUGGCUGCAUGUCAAGGACUGGACACGCAUCAAGGUGGAACGCAAUCAGUUCGGCAUUUUCGGUCACAUACAGUUGGAGAAGAGUCGCAGCAGUGAGAAGUGUACCUUUGGCGAAAACUCACUGACCAGUCCCCAGGAUGGUAGUCUCAACUUCACCAAUCCCCAUUGCAACGUCUACGACAUCUCGCUGAACAAGCCGUGUCGUUGCGACUUCCAUUGGCUGGAACGUUUGUCGGAUCACGAUUUAAAGUCCCAGGUCUUUUGCACCAUUGACGAGAAGCUGGGCAAUUGUUUCAAUGCCACCAUGCUGAACUUCCUGCAGUACUACAGCGAGGUGUGCGACGACAGCAAAACCAUUUUGGAUUGCAAAAACAAAAAGAAUUUAAGGAAAAUCGAAGGACGUUUCUUUACGGCCGAAGAGCUGGCGGCCAAGAAUAAUCGCCUGCCGGAGCUCAUAGCUAUUGUGGUUAGCGCCACAGUCAUUUCAAUUGUCAUAUUCACUGCCAUCAUCAUCAUGAUCUGUCGCUGUCGCCGUCGAUCCUUGAAAAUGUCACGAGGAGGUGGUGGUGCAGGCGGUGAUGCAAAUCAAGGUCGCAGCCAUGUCCAUGAAUUUUCCUCCGAUGAUCGUUUGACUAUCCAACAAAGCCUGCAGCUGAUCCAGAAGAAAUAUCCGGAGAUUUACAAGAAAAUCCAUGAAAAGAUUCAAAUAAUGUUUGUGGCCGAUUUGUCGGAGACGAAAUGUGUCAAGACCACAAGUCAGAUUGUCAAUCUCUUGAAUAAGGUGCAAAAUCCCGGUACUGAUUUUAUGGCACUGAAUCGUGUACUGACGGAACAUCUGCAAUCGCCACUGCCAUCGGCACCACCGGCCGAUCAAACGCCAAUUUAUUCCGAGCCAGGUUUAACCGAGGGCGAUUUCUAUGCGGCCAAUACGUUUGAUAAUUUGCAGGGGAAUCCCAUGAUGGGCAGUGCGGCAGGUGCCACUGGACCGGAACACAUCUACGCUGAGCCUAGUUGUGUCCAACAGCCGCUGCUGCCCAAUGAAUAUGCCUCACCGGCCGAUGGCCAUUUAGAGUCGAUGGACGUCUAUACGGAACCCGUUAACGAGAGAGACUCGAAUCCAACCACCGCCUAUGCAGUAACACAACCCCUUAAUCGGCCUAUGGCUGGUGUGGGCUCAUAUCAGAGUCCCUAUCGGCUAUAUGCCACGCCUAUGCGUUCCACCCAGUACAGCCACCAGCAACGACAACUGCCAGAUGUCUUGUCACAACACAAUACACAACAGAGAACAACAGCCGGACCAAUCUCCUCACCCACCCCCUCAUCCUCAUCUUCCACCGCAAACCUCUCGAAUGUGCAACGCAUAGUCCAGAAUUUACAAGACAAAAAUAACUUCAAUCCCAUUGCCAAGCCCCGUAACAUGCAUUUCGUAGCACCGCCCCAGUACACAGCUCCGUCCACAGGUAUUCCAGUAGCCACAGCAGCGUUGUCACAACGACCCGCCGCCAGUGAAGACAUUGAAUUGGAUUUGCGUGGUGCGACCGCAUUGCCCAAUGAUUCGGGUUCGAAUCAUUCGGGUGGCAGCAAUGAAACGGUUCAGAUCGAUGAUGUUAUACUCUAUGCAGAUUCCUAAGAAGUGCAGUCGAUGGCCAGUUGGUUUUCUAUUUCCAGAUUUGUAAAUGUUCUUGUCGACUGUUAAACUGUGUGUGUGAGCGCGCUGUCCGGAAAUUGCAAACGAAAAAUCUUCUCUCCACACAAAAAGCAUGUGGCCAGUCAAAGGUUGAAGAGAUUUUUUUUUUUUUGCAAUUUUGCUGGGUCAAUAUUUAUUUGCAAUAAAAAGGAACAGUUUGAGAAAUGAGGUACAUUUUUCAGGGACCAAAUCACAAAUUCUCGAUCAACUUGGUCGAAAAGAAAUAUUUAAGAUUUUGGUCAAAAUUGAAAUAUUGGUCACCAUUUGUGGUUCGAUUAGAAACAUUUUCGAAAAAAAAAAUUAAUUAAUCUCAUUUAAAAUUUUUGUCGAAUUUAAACACGACCUGUUCCAUGUUAGAAUUUUGGAAAAAAUAAUAAGAAGUAAUAAAUUUUUGGUGGAAUUUAAAAUAUUGGCCAAACUUUGUAUUUAGAAUUAGAAACAUUUUCCACGAUAUAUUGUAUUUAUAAGCAUUUAAGAAUUUGGUGGAAAUUAAAAUUUUGGUCCAAAUUAAUUUUUUUGGUUGUAUUAGAAUCAAUUUCGUUGCAAAAUGUUGUAAAACAAGGUUACCUUUGCAAUAGCUGAAAUUCCUGUCAAAUUAAAAUUUUUGGUCGAAAUUGUAAAUUUAGAUCAAAAUUAAAAUUUAUGGUCGGAAUCAAAUUUUGGAUUAACUUGAUUGAUUUCCAUUAAAUUUUGGUAGCAUUUAAAAAAUUGAUCGCGAUUCAAAUUUUGGUCGGAAUUGAAAUGUUGCCGGCACUUUGAAUGUUGUAUUAGAAUCAAUUUCGUUGCAACAUGUUGUAAAACAAGGUGAUCUUUGCAAUAGUUGAAAAUACAAACAAAUUAAAAUUUUUUUGUCGAAAUGAAAAAUUGUUGGUCGGAAUCAAAUUUUGGAUUAAUUCGAUUGAUUUUCCAUAAAAUUUUGUAAAACGUAAUUUUGAUAGCAUUUUAAAUAUUGAUCGCGAUUCGAAAUUUGGUCGGAAUUGUACUAGAAUCAAAAUUCAAUUUUUGGUCGGAAUUGAUUUUUUGGUCGACAUUUAAAAUUUUGGUCGACAUUUAAAAUUUUGGUCGGAAUUACAACGUUGCCCACACAAAUUGCAUCGUUGUAAUCAAUUUCGUUGUAAAUUGUCUUUUUUUAAAACAAGGUCACCUCUGCAAUGGUUGGAAUUUCAAUCAAAUUAAAAAUUUUGGUCGAAAUUUAAAUUAUUGGUCGGAAUAAAAUUUUUGAUUAAUAUUUCCAUACGAAAUUUUAAAAUUAAAAUUUGGUUCGGAAUUGGUUUUUUUGGUCGGAAUUAAAACGUUGCCGACACAAGUUACAUCAUUGUAAUAAAUUGAAAAUGUUAUUUAAACAACGUCACCGUUGCAAUGGUUGAAAUUACAGUCAAAUUUAAAAUUUUGGUCGAAAUUAAAAAUUUUGGUCGGGAUAAAGCUUUUUGGUCGGAAUUAAAUUUUUUGGUCGGAAUCUAAUUUUUUCUUGAGAAUUGUAAAUAGAUAAAAAUUCCAAAAUUGUAAUUCAUAUUUAUAAAGCCAAAAAAAUUGAAAAAUAGCAAAACUAGUAGCUUUUGCUGGUUCUGAUCUAAUAUCAAGCAUAGAUUAUUGCAAUAUUUUUAUAAAAAAAUUAUUAUUUAAUUUUUCUUUUUAAUAAAAAUAAAUGUUAUUUUUUCAAUAAUCGAACUUUUGAUAGACAUUAAUUCUUUAUCCAAGAAAAUCAAAUUUUGACCAAAAUUAAUUUGUUUUGGCUUGGAAUGGUCUUACGAAACUUGCAAAUAAAUAAUUAUCCCAUCGAAAUAACGAGCAGGAAGCACACACUACAAUUUAGUUUAAAACGCAAUUAUUAUAAAAUAUAUAUUUUUAUUUUCUGAAAUUAAAAACAUAAAAACAGGCUUGUGAUUUUAACCAAUUUUCUAAUUUGUAAGUCUUAUUUAAAACCUAAAUGUAAAACGAAAAAAUUUAGUUUGUAGUGGAAAAAAAACAUUGCUAUUAUUUUUAUUAUUUUUUUUUUUUUUUUCAAAACCCAUCCCACCCCCAAACACCACCCCAUAAUUUAAAUAAGUUAUAAUUAUUUUGUUUUUGGUAUUAUUAUUUUUUUGCAUAAAAUGUCAAACGAUUUUGUUUUUAUUUUUCUCCUCUCAUUUCAUUUGCCUCUUUUGUUAAUAACAAAGAAAAAAAGAAAGAAAAGCAUUUGUAAAACCUAGUUUUUUAACUAUUUCUAUUUGUAAAUAUAAUAUUACUAGCUAUGCGCAAAUUCGCUAAAGCAUUUUAUAAGUCAUUCUCUUCAUUGUUUUAGAAAUAAGAUAUGUAUUGUAAUUUAAUCCCCUAAGGUAUGCAAUAAAAAAGUAAACAAAUAUCAUUUCACAAAACUCAUGACACAGAAAGCACUGAUAACGGUAAAAUACUCUUUAAUUUCUUUUCUUCUAUGGGUCUCUUUGCAUUCUCUUUGAUAUUGCCAUAAUCAACAAAACACACAUCACACACAUACCUACACACCCAUACAUUUUUAUAAAUAUAUUUUUUUAUUCUAUUUUUUUGUUUGUUUUUCUUUUUCCUGUUAUAAUUUGUAAUCUGAGAUUUGUAAUUGUGGUUCGUUGAAUUUCUCUGACCACAAACAAAACGUAGUCAGUCGUAGACAUAGAAAUGAACGAAAGAAUGAAAUAAAUGAAUAGUAAACUAUUAUACAUAGAGCGUCGAAAGUAGGUAUAUAAGUUGUACAGUAUUUUGUAAUGAAAGAAAAUAAAAUAUUUUUUAAGAGAAAUUAAAAAAGUAUAAGAAACAA